Molecule: messenger RNA, 879 nt
Organism: Gamsiella multidivaricata
Lineage: Eukaryota; Fungi; Mortierellomycota; Mortierellomycetes; Mortierellales; Mortierellaceae
Exons: 3
Biological process (GO): proteolysis
Molecular function (GO): aspartic-type endopeptidase activity
Source: RefSeq, a predicted model, not a curated record
AGGUAUUUCGGUUCACCGUGGAUCGCCUAUUUACCAGCCCAUUCACCCCAGCGAUGGAGGGGAAGGUAGUGAGCGACCCACAACGGCUGAGAAACAGGCGCCAAUCCAGUUCAGCGCCGCGCUAGUUGACCCCAGUCAGCGAUGCACGGACAAUGACCAAGAGGUCGUUGACCUGAAUACGAUUGAAGACGAUGAGUAUGGAAAAGCGUACGAGAAUUACACCGUGGAGCAUAAUCCUCUCAACGACUUUUACGAUGGCUACCCCGUAUUUAUGCCGGACGAGAAUUUAAUAUUCAUAAAAAUCAACAAUUCUGUACGACGCAAAAACGAUAGCCUGGACAAUCGCAUCAUUGUCCCCGUCUACAUUUAUGGCGACAAGCACAUGGCACUUGUUGAUACCGGUGCAUCGCACUCAUUUAUUGACACGAAGAUCGUGAGCCAAUACAAUAUUGCUGUCAUUGAAGCAACAGGUCACAUUGAGCUGGCAGACAAAUCUAUUAUUAUGAGAAUCGGUGAGACAGAGAACGUUGGAGGAAGCGUUCUAUCCGCUCCAUACGAGGUCAUCGAACAGAAAUAUGCGAUUUCAAUCGGCAUGGAUCAUUUCUAUCGGUUUGGCUUCAGGAUUGAAGGUCUUCCUGAUGUGGAAGAGUCUACUCAUCGGUUACCGGAACCUGAAGAGGAUAGUAAGCCUACUCUCAAGCCUCUCAUGAUCCCUGACAUCGAGAAAGAACCUGAAUUUAUAGCUGCGAAAGAGAAAUUCAUGCGAGCUAUCAGGCCUAAACUGGAAGAAUUCCUCUGACAAGUCACUGCCCGAUUCCAGAAAUGAAAGUGUUUCUUCCCGUACCUGAAGGCACAGUUGUGUUUCGCAGGUCACGUCAC